CGCUGGGGUAAAAGAAAAUUGAAAGAUUAUAAAUGAUUAUAUAGGAUAUUUGCAUUACACAAUGUAAUAUAACGACAAGAUCAACUGUUCAAGUCUCAAGGUCGGUCAGCUGAUGACAAAAAUUAGUUAAAUAACAUCGUUCAAAUGACGAUUGUAAACAAUGGCCAGGGGAGCUUGCUUGCGCUGUUGCGCAUAUGACAGAUAUUUCCAAGUAUUUUAAAGCAGUUUUAAUCUAAAAUCGCAUCAGAAAUGAAUCAAAUGGCAGGCAACGAAGACACGCGUUCGGUCGCUUCGUCUAAGUAUGGAAGAUCCCCGAAAUCUGGUUUAAAUGGCUCGCUUACGAUGGCUAGUGGUCGGUAUCCACAGAGCGAGACUGCUAGUUUUUCCACGAGCAUGGGACGAUUUGAUACCUGUAUUUUAGGAAGAGAGAUAAUUGAACCACAAAAAAGACACACGCUGUACAAGAUUGAAGUUGACGGAGGUUUUAAGAAAUGGGUUAUCUAUCGAAGAUACAGAGAUUUUGUUUUGCUCAAUAAGAAGUUGAAGAAAUUAUUUCCAAACUUUUUGCUGACACUUCCUCCCAAACGAGUUUUUGGUGAUAAUUUUAAUAAAGAUUUUGUUCAAAGGCGACAAGAAGGUCUCAAUGAUUUUGUGAGAAACAUUUUAAACCACCAUGAAAUAUCUCAAAGUGCACCAGUCGUUCGUUUCUUUCGAUUUGAAAACCCACCACAACCACAUGAGAGCCUGGAUGCAAGUCAGAACUACUGCGAAGACUUGGAACAGACAAUUGUUGAACUAAGGCACAACUGUCGGGAACUUGAGGAUGAAAUACAGAGUUUGAAAAAUGAGUUAGAUCAUUCUGUUCAUUACCAACGAGAAGCUCAGGGUUUGGCCUCUCAUUAUGAAAUGCAAUUCUCAUAUCAAGGAUCAGAGUUGCAGGAUUUAAAUCUCAAAGUGAAUAUGGCACAACAAGCUGAAAAUCAAGCAAAAACUGAACUUGAAGAGCUCAAAGUAGAGAUUCAAACAGAACGAGCGCAUGUUAGAGCCGCAAGAGAUAUCGAGAAACACAAACAAGCAGAAUCACUGGAGACCAAGUGGAGUGAAUUUCGUUGUGGAACAGAAGAUGUGAACACACAUUUAGACAGUCUUUUGAAGUCUUUUAGUCAGUUAUCAAAUGUCCAUGUUACUUUUGCUGAUAAAAGUUUCGAAUUCAAACCAUCAGAAACAAUGGUUGGAAAUACGGAAGAUUUAAAAAAGGCAAUUGAUAAAACAAGGCAACAACAAGAAUCCAUUUAUAAAAAUAUGGUUGAGAUGUACAACAAAGAGGUACACGAAUUGAAAGCCGAACUUGCCAGGCAAGAUUUCAUAACACAGACCAGAACACAAGAAGCUGAAACACUCAAAGGCGAAAUGAAAGAAAUACAAUCGAAGCACGCAAAUGAUAUCAUGGAAAAAGAGAAAAUAAUUUAUGAUCAAAAACGACAACUCGCCGAAUCACAGUCCAGUUACAUCAAUAUGGAACAGAAAUAUUUUUAUGCCCUUCUGCUGGGAGUGAAGUUGAACAUGGUGAUUUGCGGCUUCUCUAUGAGUGAAAUAAAUUUUAUGAAACCUCAGAAUUUAUACAAUCGUGCAAAGGCAAGUGGUUUAGAUAUUGACAACUGGCCUGGUUGGGUUUCCAGGGAGCUGGCGUCAAUCUCUAGCGCUGUUUCAUCAUCAGGCAUCUACUAAUAAACUAUUAAAUAAUCAUUCAUUCUACUAUUUUAAUUUAUGAAUUAAAUAGUGCUUUAUUUGGGAAUUGAUACAUUCCUUUUGUACAUAUGUUUUAAAAUUAGAGUUGCAUAUACAAUAGAGAUAUUUUAAAAUUCAUUCAUGAACAUUUUACAUAAGAAUUAUUGUAAUUAAAUCAGAUGCUCUGAAGUACAUAUUAAGCAUUGGUUAAGCAAGUUCCAUUGCGCAUUAUCAGCAGCAAGACUGCAAGAGGUUACUUGAGAUAACAAUGGAAACAUUUGUUCACAGUUUACGCAAUUCAAUCUUGUCGGAUUCAGUUCACUUCUGAAGGAUGUUUUAUACAGUCGGUUGUCUUGUAAUAAAUAUGGGCAGCAGAUUAACUAAAGCCAAUGCAGCACUACUGCACCAGCAAUAAUGAUAGAUAUUCCAUAUGCCAGGAGUAGAUUGGAUCCAACAAGAUUGGGCAACAUGAACAGACAUGUAAACGAUUCAAAUUUUCAUACUGACAACAUAAACACAGUAAGCCGUAUGUAGCAUAGUAUGGUUAAAAUGAUUCAUUUUAUUUGAUUAUCUUAUUUGUCACAAUAAUACUUGCAAGAUUUACUUGGUCUGCUACAUACAUACAUGCAUACAUACAUACAAUGUAUAAUACCAAUUAUUAUUGCCUCAUAUUAUUCAGUUAUUUGUAAUUAAUUUGCAAUAAUGCACUGCAGUCUAAUGGAAAUGCAAAAACAUUGGAACAACAUAUCCUGAACAGUAGAUCCUCGCCUUCUAAUCCUUCCUCGUGAUCUUCUAGUUGUAGUUAUAGAGUUGUCUGCAGGAGAUUAAAUAUCGAUAGUUUUGAGUUCUCUGUUCCUACACGAUGUCUUAUUAAACUGGCAUUUC
Molecule: messenger RNA, 2613 nt
Organism: Dendronephthya gigantea
Lineage: Eukaryota; Metazoa; Cnidaria; Anthozoa; Malacalcyonacea; Nephtheidae
Product: polyamine-modulated factor 1-binding protein 1-like
Exons: 13
Coding region: 250-1728 (492 amino acids)
Biological process (GO): protein targeting to lysosome; early endosome to late endosome transport; endosome to lysosome transport
Cellular component (GO): late endosome; early endosome; extrinsic component of endosome membrane
Molecular function (GO): phosphatidylinositol binding
Source: RefSeq, a predicted model, not a curated record